UAAUAUACGUAAAGAUAUUUCCAUGCGCGAUUUAGUCAUCAUACGCAUUAAAAUAUAAUUCUAACGAUGUUAUAAGUCGUUAAAUAUGAUGUUAAAAAGUCAUUAAAAAUUCAUUUGUAGCAGUUAUCAGAUAUCUUCAGGUUGCGGUUGCUAUUAACCAUUUUCUGGAAUGCAUUCCCGGGUCUAUUGCGUAACACCAAUUCCAGGGCCGACCGAAUAUUUCCGAAUGGAAAAAUGUCCGACCCUCUGUCAGGUUAUCAGCAUUAAUCACCUCCGUCAUUGGGCUGGAGCUUAUCCAGCCGUUUUCGAUUGAUAAAUCGAUAUCUUAACGGCAAGGUGCGAUUAUCAUCCCGUUCCUUGCUUGUCUCCCAGUACCUGCGGCCGUUGACGCAUCCCUAACCCCAUUGUGCAUUCUGGGAUGCCUGGCGCGGCGGAAGAGGGGGAGCUCCGAAUUCGGGGGAGAUUCGACCAGUUCGCGCUAUCGAGGAUCGUGGAUUGAUCGUCAUUGAGCAUCCCCUGAUCGCCUUAUAUGUGUGGCAAUCGUUUCGCGAGAAGCAGAUGACGGAUCAAUAUUUCACCCCCCACGCGGGUCUGAACGGCAUCGCCGCUGUCGCUGCCGCCGCUGCCGAGCGACCGCCGAAGUUCCUCCACGGCGAGUGAUUCCGAGUCGUCUCGCGAGCGAGCGGCGAGAGUGUAACACCGCUCCUCUGUGCUGGUGGUGGUUGUGGCUGCUGGACGCUGCCGAGGUCCUCCUCCUACAAGUGUCUUACCGAGCUCGUUCCUACCCUCCGAUGAGCCGGCCGCGUUACCAGCGACGUGCGAGUAACGUGCCGAAGAACGGGGCGCACGUGGGCCAACACGAAAAAUGAUUCGGAGCGUGGUAAUUGAGAGUCUCUUUGGCGUCCCGACGUGGAAACUCAGCGACUCCGGCGAGACGGCUCGCCUAACGAGAGCGAAUUCAAUCCGGGCCGUAUUGCCGCCGCCUUGGCGACGCAACUCGGUCGGGUGCUCCGCGCGGAACGUGCGCGAUUCGAAGAUGCGGGGAAUACAGCGACCGGCGUGUUUCCACACGAGGAAAACGCUGCUAGAGGAGCUCGACUACUCGAAGAUCGUGCAUCGUAAUUUCCAUCCGAGGAACAGCACGACGAGCGUAACGAGGAUCACCCAGUGACUUCUUCGGUUUAUUUUUUUUUUUAUUUUCGGGGGGAGGGAGUACAUAUUGUAUAACGAUAGUUUCUUCGCGUCGACACGAGUGCGACGAGAUCACGAUGUUAGAUGAAUCAGGUGCUGCGCCAAAACACUACCUCUGCUACAUGUACAAAACUACAGAAUUGACCGUAUUAGGGCUACAAUGAAGAUAUAGAAGCAUAUUAUAUUAUGAAAGAAUAUAUAUAUAUAUAUAUACAUUCAAUUCUCACACAAGUGUAUAUAGAAAGGAUAUAUUCUGAUGAAUAAGCGUUUACACUAUGUAUUGAUAUAAUACGUUCUAUAUCAGAAGGCUCUUCCUUGAUACAAAUUCCUCUUGAUAUCGAUAUCGUAUUGGUUUACGGAGGAAGAGAAGAUACGAUAUCGUAUUGGUUUACGGAGGAAGAGAAGACGGUGGUGGUGGUAGAGGAUCAUCAGUUAAUCAUGCCUACCAGUUUUCUGGCGGAUGACUAGAGGGUACGACUAGAGGGAGAAACGUGAUAGACACGUUUAGGGGGUUCAUGCGAAAUACACACAUACACACACACAUAGGACACAAACAAACACGCCAUACGCACCCCGAAAGCUCAAGCAGAAUAGUUUUAAGUUAGGUGAAGAUGAGUAUACCGUACGAUGAGAGCUUAGUAUGGAUAGUAGUGGUCGGCUUCAUAGUCGCAUUCGUUCUGGCUUUCGGCAUCGGAGCUAACGAUGUCGCGAACAGCUUCGGAACGAGCGUCGGCGCCGGGGUGCUCACGAUAUUCCAAGCCUGCAUCUUGGCGACCUUCUUUGAGAUCGCCGGCGCCGUUUUAAUCGGAUAUAAGGUCUCCGACACUAUGCGCAAGGGUAUACUGGACGUCUCGUUAUACGAGGGUCACGAGAAGGAGUUGAUGAUGGGAGCGUUGUCCAGUCUAAUCGGGUCUGCUAUCUGGCUACUGCUGGCAACUGCGUUACGACUUCCAAUUUCCGGUACGCAUUCCAUUGUUGGUGCUACAGUUGGAUUUUCGCUCGUGUGCCGAGGUACCGACGGGGUAAAGUGGAUAGCUCUCGCCCACAUAGCGGCGUCAUGGUUCGCCAGUCCCGUACUCAGCGGGAUCGUGUCCUUCCUCAUUUUUUGGCUGCUGAAGAAAUCCGUGCUUCAAUCCAGCAAGCCGUUCGAACAGGCUCUCAAUAUUCUCCCCGUAGCGUACGGUGUCACCAUAGCUGUCAAUGUUAUGUCAAUUGUGCUUGAUGGACCUAAACUAUUAAUGCUAGAUCAGUUGCCGUGGUGGGGCAGCGUGAUAAUUGCGCUACUUCUGGGCUCAAUCGCCGCGGUGAUCGUGUACAUGUUCGUGGUACCGUGGCAGAAGACGAGGAUAUUGCUUACGGCGAACGCUAACCAGGAGAAAACGGCCACGCAGUUUGGCGCUUGCGACAAGAAGGAGACGACGGUAUUGUCAGUGAUCUCGGAGUCUCCGUGCGGCGACAGCGGCGGCGGGGGCGGCGGGGGCGGCGGUGGCGGUGGUGGCGGUGAUAGCAGCAACAGCAACGGUAACGCGAAAGAUACGACGCCAAAGUUGCGCGGCAACAGCAGCGAGAGCCCGUUGCUGAUGAUCAGCCAGGUGGAGGCGGAGAACGCGCAGGCGGACGGUAUCGCGACUGACGAGGAGCAGCCGGAGGUGUCCAAGCUGUUCACCUUCCUGCAGGUGCUCACUGCGGCUUUCGGCAGUUUUGCCCAUGGCGGUAACGACGUCAGCAACGCGAUCGGCCCAUUGAUCGCGCUCUGGGCUGUCUACGCGGAGGGCUCGGCCAGACAGGAGGCUGAAACUCCUAUACUCUUACUGCUGUACGGCGGCCUAGGUAUCUCCGCGGGUCUGUGGGUGUGGGGACGCAGGGUAAUACGAACCUUGGGCCAGGAUCUGGCUCGCAUCACUCCUACGACCGGAUUUACUAUAGAGGUGGGAGCAGCAGUGACUGUCUUGUUAGCAAGUAAGGCUGGUUUACCUGUAUCAACGACGCAUUGCAAAGUGGGCUCGGUGGUAUGCGUGGGUUGGGCGUCCCGCGGCGGAGAAGGGGUAUCGUGGAAAUUAUUCCGCAAUAUCGCGUUCGCGUGGAUAAUCACCGUGCCGAUGGCCGGCUGCCUGUCCGCUGCUUGCAUGGCCAUCUUCAGGAAGGUCAUGACUUUGUGAUCUCGCAGUGGUCGUGGCUAACUGAGCCGACGUGUAGCAGCCAAUCAUCCGAGUACUACUGUUGUCAAUAAGUUCUGAACAAAUAAAUGGUCGAACAGAA
Dinoponera quadriceps is the source of this 3450-nucleotide messenger RNA. It is a transcript of the gene NaPi-III, whose product is annotated as sodium-dependent phosphate transporter 1-A. Gene Ontology annotation, cellular component: membrane. Gene Ontology annotation, molecular function: phosphate transmembrane transporter activity. The record is from RefSeq and is a predicted model, not a curated record. The transcript is spliced from 6 exons. Lineage: Eukaryota; Metazoa; Arthropoda; Insecta; Hymenoptera; Formicidae. Gene Ontology annotation, biological process: phosphate ion transmembrane transport. The coding region runs from base 1803 to 3350 and encodes 515 amino acids.